UGCACAUGGGGCCGUGCGGUUCUUCUCGUUCCUGCGUGUCCUUGUCCUGUGAGUGUGAACAGUGUGCAGCCCGUGCUCUCUGCUCAGCCCACCUGUAACCCUUUCCUACCCUCUGUCCAAGGUGAAGUGCCUCCAUUUCCUUUUAGGAAGAAUUAAAGGGAUUUUCCAGCUUUACAGGCGGUGAUAUGGAGGGGGGUUCCCAGCUGGACCUAUAAGACCGAGGAGCUAACCCCACCACCACCAUGGCACUGAAAAUACUAACCAACGUAACUGGGAAUGUCGUGACUUGCUUGAAGAGUGCCAGAAAUGGUAAAGCAGUGGCAAGCUUUACCCUUGCCGUUCCUAGCCUACUGUGGCCGAGGUUCUACUCGCAACAGCUUACACAAAAUGAAGUAAAAGCACCUGUUGAAAACCUAAAUCUGGUAACCAACCUGGAGAAAAUGGGGGUGGACCUCUCACUGGUCAGAAAGCGGCACGCCAUUCUCCUCAAGAAGACGACUACGCACGAGCAGAAACUCAAACAGUUUCUUAUAGACAAAGGCGCAGAUGCCAAGAUGGUGGCAAGCAUCAUUUCCAGGUACCCCCGGGCCAUAACGCGCGAUUAUGAACUCUUAGAAGAGAUGUGGGACAUUUGGAAAGGGAUAUUGGGGAUGGACGCCACCAUCCUAAGUGUUGCACUGCGUUCUCCGGAGUCUUUCUUCCGAACGUCUAAUACUGAGAACCUGUUGAGGAAUAUCCGUUUCCUCCAGUCCCUCGGAUUGCCUCCCAAAGUCCUCAGCCAGCUGAUGGUCAAGUCGCCCAGGACUUUUGCAAACAGCGUUGACCUCAACAAGCAGAACGUGGAGUAUUUACUGGACCUCUGCUCUCAGUUAGGGGGGAAGAACCCGCGGGAGUUUGUCAGGGAAUUGAUUUCUGCAAAUAUAUAUAUUUUGACCAAAAGUACAAAUCGCAUCCAAACCAACGUACAGAAUAUGAAGUCCUUGAUGAAGCUGGACGAUGAGGCCCUGCUGCUGUGGAUACAGGGCCAGGGCGCGCCCCUUUUGAGCCUCAGCUAUACGUAUUUUGAGGACAAUUAUAAGAGCGCUCAGGCGAUACUCCAGUCGUUAGGGUGUACGGAAGCAGAGAUAGCCCUCUAUAUCUUCAUGUGUCCCAAAGUCCUACUUAUGACGCCCAAGAUAUUUAAAAAUAAGAUCAACGUCCUGCUGGAGUGCGGCGUCGACGUGAAGGAUAUUCUCAACACCCCGAACAUUCUGUCUGUGCACGUCAACAACCUAAAGGCCAGAAUUGAGGAGCUGAAAGACUGCAGUUACGACUUCAGGGUCUCGAGCCUCAGUGUUCUCCAGCUCAGCCAGACAAAGUUUAUCUCCAGGUUGGAGAAACUGCGCAGUUCAGGGUCUCUGGAUAAGAGCGUUGGGCAGGACUGAUGUGGGAAGGGUCGCUUUAUAUGUCAUUUUAUUUUUGGAAUUAGAAUUAAAAAAUUUGCACUUGCUAUAUAUUAAA
Bufo gargarizans (Asiatic toad) is the source of this 1500-nucleotide messenger RNA. Its product is annotated as transcription termination factor 1, mitochondrial-like. Gene Ontology annotation, molecular function: double-stranded DNA binding. Bases 243 to 1424 code for a protein of 393 amino acids. Gene Ontology annotation, biological process: regulation of DNA-templated transcription; termination of mitochondrial transcription. NCBI's taxonomy places the organism in Eukaryota, Metazoa, Chordata, Amphibia, Anura, Bufonidae. The transcript is spliced from 2 exons. The record is from RefSeq and is a predicted model, not a curated record. Gene Ontology annotation, cellular component: mitochondrial matrix.